Salmo salar (Atlantic salmon) is the source of this 833-nucleotide messenger RNA. Its product is annotated as large ribosomal subunit protein P2. Gene Ontology annotation, biological process: cytoplasmic translational elongation. The record is from RefSeq and is a predicted model, not a curated record. Gene Ontology annotation, molecular function: structural constituent of ribosome. Gene Ontology annotation, cellular component: ribosome; cytosolic large ribosomal subunit. Lineage: Eukaryota; Metazoa; Chordata; Actinopteri; Salmoniformes; Salmonidae.
GGACCAGGCGUGAUGAUGGACCAAUAAUAUCUGGGCACUGCAAAUUACUCUAUCUUCCGGUGACGACCCUCUUUCUCUUCCGGAAGAUUCAGCGUGACCGACGUUUCGUGUCUGUAUAGACUUAAAAAUGCGUUACGUGUCCGCUUACCUACUGGCUGUGCUUGGUGGCAACACCAGCCCCUCCUCCAAGGAUAUCAAGACCAUUUUGGGGAGUGUAGGAAUCGAGGCCGAAGAUGAGCGCCUAGACAAGGUUGUCAAUGAAUUGAAUGGAAAAGACAUCAAUGAAGUCAUGAACUCUGGUCUCUCUAAAUUGGCCUCCGUGCCAGCAGGUGGUGCUGUGGCGGCUCCUGCUGCUGCUGGGUCUGCUGCAGCUGGAGUUUCUCCUACUGCUGCGGAAGAGAAAAAGGAGGAGAAAGAGGAAUCUGAAGAGGGAUCUGAUGAUGACAUGGGAUUUGGACUCUUUGAUUAAUCUUCCUUCCGUUAGAGGUUGAAAAACCAAUAAUAAGAUGGAAAUGGUUAGAAGAAAGCCACUGUUGUCUUCAUUUUUUUUUUAUAUGUUAUUUUAUCAUUAACGUUCAAUUUUGUAGGACCGUUAAAGGGGGGGGAAGUGAAUGUUACAAUGACACAAACACAUUGUGUAGCUCACUGAGAUAUUGACCUUGGCCUGCGCCAAACCUGAAGUCUGGCAGAACAGUAGUAUUCCUUUUGGCAACGACCACAUUUUCUUGAUAUGGGAAAAGGUAUUUUGCGUGUAAUGACGCUGUUGGGAUUAAUUUGUCGAUCUAUGCUAAAAAAGAAACCUUGUUGGAUUAUAAAAUAUCAAGAACCGUAAA